This is a messenger RNA of Paramecium tetraurelia, 1524 nucleotides long. RefSeq lists its product as uncharacterized. The transcript has 4 exons. NCBI's taxonomy places the organism in Eukaryota, Ciliophora, Oligohymenophorea, Peniculida, Parameciidae. The record is from RefSeq and is a predicted model, not a curated record.
AUGACAACCGAAUAAUUAAGUGCCAGCAAGAAAACCUGGGCUGAAUUAGCAGAGGAAGAGGAUGAUGAAAUUGAAAAUGGUUAAUUUACGACUAAUUCGGAAACUCUUGACAAAAAUGAGAUUCCUCAGCAACCUGCUUUGACGAAAUCUAUAUCAGAAUUUUAACCAAAGACAAGAAACGACAAACAAAAAAUUCACAAAUAAAGAGACAUUGAUAGUGGUGGUCUCAAAAAUUAUCGACAAAAUAAUUCACAUUUUAACAAAGGAAACAAUAAACAAAAUAGAUAAACAAAAAGUAAUUAUGACGAGGUUUACGAUGCCUUAUUCGAAACCACAAAUUAGGAAAUCCUCUUAAAGAUCAAGCCUCUGAAUAAGAAUGAAAACUUAGAGGCUGUUAAGGAAUAUUUUGAAAAACAAUAUUAGAAUAUUAAGGCAUUUCCAAGAAAUGACAUAAAUCAGGUUGAUCUAUUGACAUCCCCUAAAAUUGGAUUGUAUAUAUUGGAUGAUCAUAGAUUUAAAACUCAUAUUGGUGAUUCUGCUUUAAUAAUUCACUAUCCAUAGUUCCCUAAUGAACCAUUGUCAGAUUAUUAUGCAAAGAAAAGAUAUUUAGAAAAGGAAAAGAAGUAAAUAUAACCUGCUCCUGUAUUUCAAAGAAAUGCAGUCAGUUCUAAAGCAAAUGAUUAAUAAGAUUGCAAUGAAAAAUCUGAAAAUAGUAGUAAAUAAGAUAUUAAUAACUUUGAUAAAGAUGAAAAUGAUCAACAUUAAGUAUAUAAGAAAAAAGGUAGCAUCGAAGAUUACUAAUAUGAAUAAAGCAAUAUCUAAAGUAAACCAAAAUAUGAAAAUAAAGAUUUUAAUAAAUAAACAAAUUACAAAAAUAGAAAACAUAACAAUGAUUUCGAAGAUUACGAAGAUGAUUGUAGAGAAUACAAAGAUGAAAGGCAAUCUAAUUAUAAAUCUAAUAAAUAUAGAAAUGAAUAACAUCAACCAAAAGAAAUCUAUCAACAAUAGAAAUACUUCUAAAAAGAUAAUUAUAAAUAUACUGAUAAGGCAACAUCUGAUAAUAACAAGACUCCUUAUCAAGAGAAGGAACAACAUAAGGAUUAUAGGAAUAAUUAAAAUUAUCAAAAUUACAAUAAUGCAAAUAGCAACAAUCAUUACAAUACGAAAAGAUAAUUUAAAGAAAACAGUAAGCAAAAAAAUGAUUAAUAUGUAAUAUAUGAAGAGAAAUAAAAAUCCAAUUAUGAUGAAGUAACAGAUAAUGUAACCACAAAACAUCCUGAUAAUUUUGAAAGAUAAGCUGAAGUUCCUUAAAAUGUUAAUAAACCAUUUUAGGAGACAAGUGUAAAUGAAGAUUAGAAUGAGGAUAUUCAAUUUGAUAGUGAAAAUGAGUAAGGUCAAGAAUAAGUUGAAGAAAACAAAACUCCAAAUAAAAAUAAGAAGAAGAAAAAAAACAAAAAGAAUUUAAAAACUUCAAAACCAAACGACACUAAUUUUUUUGGGAUACUUUAGAGUGGGACAAAGUGA